CCGGAGACGCUGGCGUUAACCCUGGGCUAGGAGCCGCCUCCUUCCCCUUCCUCUCCUCCCGCUGUUUUUCAACCUCUACCUCAGUCCGGGGCAAGCCAAGGAUGCGGGCCUGGAGAGCAGUGGCCUGCACGCUGGCCUUCACGGGCGUGGACGUGACGGUGACGACGCUGCUGUACGAGCGCAGCCGCAGCACCAGCAGCAUCCUGCAGGACCUGAAGCAUUUCAACAUCUUCGACUCCAUGCUGGACAUCUGGGCGGUCUGCCUGUACCGGAGCUGCUUGCUCUCGGGCGCCGCCAUCGGGGUGGCCAAAAACACCAACUACGGCCCCAAGCGGUUGAAAAGGUCCUGUAUCUUUAUCGCGGUGGUCUGCCUGGCGGCUGGCAUUUACGCCUUAGUCAAGCUUCUGCUCUACUCCGAGGUGAGGAAGACCAUCAAGGACCCGUGGUUCUGGAGUCUGUUUGCCUGGACAUAUGUGUCGCUGGCGGCCACGUUCUCCUUGUGGCAGCUGCUGUCCUUUGUGAGGCCUUCCCGGGAGUCGUUGGGCGUGAAUUCCGAAUCUAGGACAGAAGCAGAAGAAAUUGGGGACCCGACUUCUCCCGGCACUCAGGAAAACAAAGAGGAGGCCUCAGCAGCCACGAUUUGUAAGCUCUUGUCUUAUACCAAACCAGAUGCUCCCUUGCUGGCUGUGGCCUUUUUCUUCCUCUUACUUGCUGCUCUAGGAGAGACAUUCCUGCCUUACUACACUGGCCGAGCCAUUGAUGGGAUAGUAAUCCAGAAGAGCAUGGACCAGUUUUCCGUGGCAGUGAUGAUCAUGGCCCUUCUAGCCAUAGGAAGCUCAUUUGCCGCAGGUAUCCGGGGCGGGGUCUUCACCCUCGUGUUUGCUAGGCUGAACAUCCGGCUUCGCAACAGACUCUUUCGGUCGUUGGUCUCGCAGGAGAUGAGCUUCUUCGAUGAAAACCUCACUGGUGACAUUAUUUCCCGGCUGACGUCCGACACAACCAUCGUGAGCGACCUGGUCUCGCAGAACAUCAACAUCUUCCUGCGCAACAUGGUCAAGGCCACGGGAAUAAUCGUCUUCAUGUUCAGCCUCUCCUGGCAGCUCUCCCUGGUGACCUUCAUGGGUUUCCCCAUCGUCAUGCUCAUGUCGGACCUUUAUGGGAAGUACUACAAGAAACUCUCCAAAGAGGUCCAGAAUGCUUUGGCAAAGGCCAACAACACUGCAGAAGAAACCCUCUCCGCCAUGAAGACUGUCCGCAGCUUUGCCAACGAGGAGGUGGAGGCCAACGUCUACUGGGACAAACUGCAGCAAGUCUACAAGCUCAACAAAAAGGAAGCCCGGGCCUACACCUACUACGUCUGGUCCAAUGGCCUGACUCUGCUAAUCGUUCAAGUCAGCAUUCUGUACUAUGGAGGCCACCUGGUGAUCUCAGACCGGAUGACCAGCGGGAACUUAAUCUCCUUCAUCAUAUAUGAAUUCGUCCUGGGUGAUUGCGUGGAGUCCAUUGGCUCAGUCUACAGCGGCCUGAUGCAGGGAGUUGGAGCAGCUGAGAAGGUCUUUGACUUCAUAGAGCGCCAGCCAACCAUGGUGAAUGAUGGAACCCUGGCCCCCAGCCAGAUGGAAGGCAGAGUGGAGUUCAGGAAUGUCACCUUUGCUUACCGCACCCGACCUGCGACUCAGGUCUUACAGAAUGUUUCCUUCAUUCUCCAUCCUGGGAAAGUGACAGCACUGGUGGGUCCCUCUGGCAGCGGUAAGAGCUCCUGUGUCAACAUCAUGGAGAACUUCUACCCUCUCCAAGAUGGGCAAGUCCUACUGGAUGGGCAGCCUAUUAACAUGUAUGAGCACAAGUACCUGCACUCCGUGAUCUCUUUGGUGAGCCAAGAGCCAGUCCUCUUCGCGAGAUCUAUUGCAGAAAAUAUCUCGUAUGGCUUGGCUUCUGCCCCUUAUGAGUCCAUCGUACAGGCUGCUCAAAAGGCCAACGCCCACACAUUUAUUAUGGAAUUGCAAGAUGGCUACCACACAGAAGCUGGUGAAAAGGGAACCCAACUUUCCGGUGGCCAGAAGCAGAGAGUGGCUAUCGCGAGAGCUUUAAUCAGAAACCCCCCAGUCCUGAUCCUGGAUGAAGCCACGAGUGCACUGGAUGCAGAGAGUGAACACGCCAUUCAGAAGGCCAUUUAUGGAGACGUCCAGAACCACACGGUGCUGGUCAUAGCCCACAGGCUGAGCACUGUGGAAAAGGCUCACAACAUCAUUGUUCUUGAUAAGGGCCGCGUGGUACAGCAAGGGACACACAAGCAGCUCAUGGAAGAAGGUGGCCUUUACUACAAGCUGGUGCAAAGACAGAUCCUGGGCCAUGAAACCGGCACGGGGGAUGCCUGUCAGUUGGAUGGCAGUUUGGCAGGCCCCCGGAAAGACUCUCCAAAGAUGGGACUGGAGGAUGAGUUCCAAGUAUAAUGUCUCGUAUGCCGGACUUGGUCGUUUUGAGCCAGACAGCCAUGUUCUCCGAGGUGAAAGCACUAAGGAGUCCAGUCGAAAUCUCCCUGGAAGACUUACCCUCCUUAGCACCGUUUCACUGCUGUUUUCUAUACGAUGUCUGUUUACACUCACGUGCAGUAGACGUUCAGUGUGCACCACGCCGCUGGGGCACUGUCCUGCUGACCAGAAAGGGAACCAGUGGGCUACCCAUUCCCACAACUGCCCGUGUGUUCUCUUCUCCCACUGAUACGCAUGCAAAACCUGCUGUUAUUUAUAAACGGGUGUUUUUAGGCUGCAUGUAUUUUACGGGAAGAAUAAUGACCUCUGAAGGAUCUCUGUGGGUGGCUGUGUGGAAGCCCUGGCUUAGAGCUGGGGCCCACACCAACAGCCGCUUUUUGGAACUACUCCAGUGCCUAUAGACAUCCUUUCUACUUCCAUGAAAGCUCAGUUGGACCUAUCAAGUAUGGUGCGCUCGUUGAAGCGUACUUUCUAUAGGGUGCUUGGCUCCAUGUUUUGACCAGCUUAUAUCCAGGAUUUGCAAAAAUGGCCGAGCGGUUCUGGAUACCUCAAACGUGACACACGCAACGUGGUACGCAUCAAGGGUGCAGCUUGAUGAGGUGUGACAUUCACAUGGUGAAUAUGCAUGAAGUUUUGUUUUAGUUAAGCCAGGAGCUUUUAAGGCCUGUUUAAACUGAGCUGCGCAUCCUGUCCAGAACCAUUGUCCUUUUUUGUGCUUGGCCCCCAAAGGCCUCAGCUGCAGAACUUCCAUCCGUAAUGACACGGCUCAGAUGAGGGGUCACUCAUGGACUGCCUCCUGGCCUGCAAAAAUUGCACUCCUUGAGAGGAAUCCUCCAUCCUACAAGCAUUUUGGUUUUUGACUUUGGAGGUAGGCACCUUUAAAGAGAAGCAGCUUGUAAGAGCAACAUUUCCGUUGCUGUUUAUGAAUUGUAGAUUGUCAAGUUGGGCCAUCACCCUUGGGAGUAAAUGAGGCAAUCCUAUUUUCAGAAUUUUACAUUUGCAGCAACAGUCAAGAUUCAUAUUUGGGUUUUAACGCCUAAAACCAGUCAGGAAAGGUUUUU
Messenger RNA from Varanus komodoensis (Komodo dragon), 3553 nucleotides. It is a transcript of the gene ABCB9, whose product is annotated as ATP binding cassette subfamily B member 9. Bases 102 to 2453 code for a protein of 783 amino acids. The transcript is spliced from 11 exons. Gene Ontology annotation, molecular function: ATP binding; ATP hydrolysis activity; ABC-type oligopeptide transporter activity. NCBI's taxonomy places the organism in Eukaryota, Metazoa, Chordata, Lepidosauria, Squamata, Varanidae. The record is from RefSeq and is a predicted model, not a curated record. Gene Ontology annotation, biological process: peptide transport; transmembrane transport. Gene Ontology annotation, cellular component: lysosomal membrane.